This is a messenger RNA of Phodopus roborovskii (desert hamster), 252 nucleotides long. RefSeq names its product defensin beta 110 (gene Defb110). The transcript has 3 exons. The record is from RefSeq and is a predicted model, not a curated record. NCBI's taxonomy places the organism in Eukaryota, Metazoa, Chordata, Mammalia, Rodentia, Cricetidae.
AUGAAGACUCAUCUCUUUUUCCUUAUUCUCCUCUUUUGGGUCACAGUUUUACAAGCCAAAAAGAUGUUUCCAGAGUAUGGUAACUUGGAUUUGAGGAAUGAGUGCAAAAUGAAGAAAGGUCGCUCCAGAAGUAGCAUGCUGCCUAAGUAGAGACUUGAGAGGUGGGAAAAGGCGAGAGGAAAGUGUAAGACCUACUGUGAUGAGGAUGAUUAUGGAUACUGCAUCAGAAGGAAGAAGACAUGUUGUAUAUAA